Molecule: messenger RNA, 2327 nt
Organism: Coregonus clupeaformis (lake whitefish)
Lineage: Eukaryota; Metazoa; Chordata; Actinopteri; Salmoniformes; Salmonidae
Gene: prmt7
Product: protein arginine methyltransferase 7
Exons: 17
Coding region: 172-2229 (685 amino acids)
Biological process (GO): peptidyl-arginine methylation
Molecular function (GO): protein-arginine N-methyltransferase activity
Source: RefSeq, a predicted model, not a curated record
CCCAGUUGACGUUUUAGGGGGGGGGGAGAAAACAUGUCUGCCCCCGUUAAGGCAAUGCUGCCAUAAUCCAAUUUGUUAGGGAUUAGUGUAAAAAACUUUAUUAUUCUGGAAUAUAAUAUAUAUUAUAUUGAAUCAAAAGCGCGGCAUCGGAAUCGAUCUAUAGCUACCGUAAUGAAGACUUUCUGCGGACGUGCCAACCCGGCCACAGGCGCGUUGGAUUGGGUCGAGGAGAGUGAGGAGUAUGACUACCAUCAAGAGAUUGCCAGGUCCUGCUAUGCUGAUAUGCUGCACGAUCACGAUAGGAAUGAGAAGUACUACCAGGGCAUAAGGGCUGCUGUGAGCAGAGUGAAAGCACGGGGUGAGAAAGUCAUCGUUCUGGACAUUGGCACUGGAACAGGACUGCUGUCCAUGAUGGCUGUCACAGCUGGGGCUGACUACUGCUACGCUGUAGAGGUUUUCAAGCCCAUGGCAGACGCUGCUCUCCGAAUAGUGAAGAAAAAUGGCUUCUCAGACAAGAUCAAGAUCAUCAAUAAACACUCUACAGAAGUGACAAUUGGACUAGAUGGAGACAUGCAGACUCGAGCCAACGUCCUCAUCACAGAGCUGUUUGACACUGAACUAAUUGGAGAGGGAGCCUUACCCAGCUACGAACAUGCUCAUCUCAACCUGGUCCAGGAGGGCUGUGAGGCUGUGCCACACCGUGCCACAGUGUAUGCCCAGCUAGUGGAGUCAGAGCAGUUGUGGAGUUGGGCACAGUUACAACCCAUGGAGGUGGAUGGUCGCAAACUGCUGCCCCCUCCCGCUGUAAGUCACUGUGCUGGAGCCCACUCUGUCUGUGACAUCCAGCUCAGCCAGGUGCCCCCUCACCGCUUCACACCACUAGGGCCUCUCUGCACCAUGUUCAGUGUGGAUUUCAGUAAGCCAGUGAGCAGUGCCCCUCAGUCCCACUCCUCCAGCUUCCCAGCUCAGUCCAGUGGCCGGGCUCAAGUGGUCCUCUCCUGGUGGGACAUAGACAUGGACCCCAGCGGCUCCAUCGUGUGUUCCAUGGCUCCCAGCUGGACCUACCCAGACCCUCAGUCCGCUCCUUGGCGGGAUCACUGGAUGCAGAGUGUCUACUUCCUUCCUGUGGAGAGAAGGGUGGCAAAGGGAGAGGAACUCAGCCUUACUGUCUCCCAUGACGACUACAGCCUGUGGUACAGCCUACAGCCAGACGGUCAACAGGGCACAUUGAGUGAGGUACCACCUUGUCGGCCAUGUUGCGUCUGUCAGGCUCACCUGGUGUGGACACGCACACGCUUCGGGGAGCUCAACGACCACCAGCGCACACAGAGCUACGUCAGCGCUCUACGCAGUGUUGUAAAACCAGACAGCGUGUGCGUAGGGGUCAGUGAUGGGAGUCUGUUACCCGUCUUCGCUCACAUGCUUGGAGCUAAGAAGGUGUUCAGUUUGGAAAACUCUGGAAUGUUGAAGCAGGUCAUUGAACAAGUGCUGGAUGCCAACUCCAUGAGAGGAGGAGUUCAGAUUCUGGGGAUUCGUCCUGACCAGCUGUCCAGUACUGACCUAGCUGGGGAACAGAUAUCAGUGUUGAUAGGUGAGCCCUACUUCAGCACCAGUCUUCUGCCCUGGCACUCCCUGUACUUCUGGUACUGUCGCACUGCUCUGGUCCGUCUGCUGACACCCAAUGCCACCAUCUUGCCUUGCUCUGCCACACUUUGCAUAGUCGCUGUGGAAUUUCAGGAUCUGUGGAGGAUAAGAGCUCCUUGUGGUACAUGUGAAGGCUUUGACGUUGGACCUAUGGAUGAGAUGAUUCAGCAGUCUCUGGAUUUCCGUGAGUCCCGUGAGGCUGAGCCACAGCCUCUGUGGGAGUACCCUUGUCGGGCCCUGACCCAGCCCAAAGCUGUCAUGACCUUUGACUUCCUACAGUGUGUUCCUGAACAGCCAAUCAGACGUCAGGGAUCACUACCACUUACAAGGAGAGGACGUUGCCAUGGUGUGGCCCUGUGGAUGGAGUACCAACUGAAUGAUGACGUCAAAGUUAGCAUGGGCCUGAUGAGACCAGUCAGUGAAGAGGGUGCCUGUGAAUGGAGUCUCCAUCGGAAACAAGGAGUGUACUUCUUCAGGUCCCCCUGGGAGAGCUCAGGGGAUGGAAGGGCAUCAGUGUCUUAUAGUUUCACCUUUGAACCCAGCAUCGGGGACAUCAAAAUGGACUUCGCAGUUGCCUCACAGUGAUACACCUCCAGUAUACAUGAAAUCGGACAUCUGAGUUGGUUUCUAUACAGAGGACAGACAUUUAAAAUAAAUCUCGAAAUUACUCUAGAAAAACCAAA